AUGUGGAUAGAAGAACGCAGCAGGGGACAUUAUGACACCCCUGUAAAAACCGAAUCAAGUCCUUGUCUGUGGCAGGUGAAAAGUAAAGAGUACAACGACCGAAAGAGAGAUGCAGCCUAUGAAUGACUUGUUAUUAAACUGAAGGAGUUAGAACCCGACGCUACAAAGCAAUCUGGUCUAAUAAUAUGCUUCUUUCAGGAUGGAAUCGAUGAAGUUGCUCCACAGACACCCAGUAGUGAAGAACCUUCAGGGACAAACGAGAGUCCUCAAAAUUUCAAAGAACUCCCGAUAUCACGCUCCACUUUGGCAAAAAAGAGGAAAAGUGUAGAACGGACCAGUGACGUUCUGCUAUCAGUGAGAGAUCAUUUUAAAAAGCCUUCGCUCCAAGAUGACAGGUAUGCUCUACUGGGAAGAUCUAUUGCAAUGAAAAUGAGGAGACUGGAAAAACGUCAGCGUCUGAUUAUUGAAAAAAGAAUCAAUGAUCUCCUAUAUGAAGCUGAAAUGGAAAUGCUUAACGUUCCAACGAGUUCAUACAGCUCCGAAUAUCUCAAGUGUACGAGCUCACCAAGUCCUAACGCAACUACUUCAUACGAUCAAUUUACGCAACAAACACCGCCUGCACAAUUCGUAACCAAUCAAGAGCUUCCACUUCCACACUCAGCAGCUACUUACUUUGCUACCUAUAAUAAUAUUUGA
Schistocerca gregaria is the source of this 696-nucleotide messenger RNA. RefSeq lists its product as uncharacterized. The record is from RefSeq and is a predicted model, not a curated record. Lineage: Eukaryota; Metazoa; Arthropoda; Insecta; Orthoptera; Acrididae.